GUGGUCAAAGCAACUCGUCUAAUGAUCUACAACGCUACGGAUGAUCUCGAUUCCCCUGGCGCGUGUGCAAGCCCGGUCGAAAACGCUCCUUUCUUGGAAUCGGAUAACAAUACUUUGCUUAUGCUCCCUAGACAUCUUCAUUUUCUGGAAAGUUCAAUAACUGUUCUAGCAGAGUUUGCGGCUAAUCCACCUGAUGAUGCCACUUCUACCAGAUGCUGGAAGCUAGUAUUCAGUAUCCAUAAAUGUCCAUCUGAUAAUCGUGGCCUAAUGUGCUCCGGAAAUGGUCUUUGCCUAUUACGAGAGGGUCUUCCGCAAUGCCAUUGCUGUGUCGGGUUCACAGGACUCUAUUGUCGUGAAAGCACGUGCUUUGAAGCCGAUUGUCAGAACGGGGGCACAUGUCUCGUGUCAAAAGAUGUCACAGGAUACGAGCCUGUGUGUGUAUGCCCUGUUAACACUACCGGAAGUAGAUGCGAGGUGGCGCUCAAUCCUUGUUGGUCCAACCCGUGCUUUCAUGGCGUCUGCGUGAACAACUCGAGCGGCUAUGAUUGCUUCUGUGUCCCAGGAUAUCACGGUCCGGACUGCAGAUUUGAGUUCGACGAAUGUGCUUCCAACCCCUGUCUGAACGACGGCACUUGUGAGGACAUGAUAGAUGCUUUCAAGUGUCGAUGUUACCAUGGUUACAGGGGUUCCAAGUGCGAAAUCAAGGUCGACUUGUGCAAUCCGAAUCCGUGCGCUGCAAACAUUUCCUGCAUCGAUCUUGGAAAGAACGUGCACUGCGCAUGUCCCAGUGGACGUACGGGUGACAAGUGCGAUCACGUGAUCAGCGCGUGCCUCUCCAGCCCGUGCAACAGUCACGCCACGUGCAUUGAAAAAAAUGGCGGUUACAAGUGCCUGUGUCCCGCCACAUUCGCUGGGAAACAAUGCGAAUACAUUAUGGACAUAUUCUCUCCGCCCGUCGAGACCUCCGAGCUCUCGGACUCCGCCCACCGGCACAACCUGUACAUUGUUGCUGGCACGCUCGGGACGCUCGUGCUGGUGGUGGUGGCCGUGCUUGUCGCCUGCUACUGCCGCAUCUACGAGACGUACCGGCAGCUGCGCUGGCAUCGGCUGCGCAACCAUAUUGGGCGCUCUGUCUCAUGCCCCGACCUGGAUAUGCACGGGUCCAGAGAGGAGCUCUACAAGGGGGCCCGCCUAUCCGUGGACUCGGCGUUACUAGGCAACACCGCGAGGCUCCAAGGCAACAGCAGCAGGUGCUACGAGAACUCUACGUUCGAGAGCACCGGAAGUGGAGCCGCCAUGUCGGUGUUGCAGGUGUAAGGAAUGAGCCGGAAGUGUCGGGAUAAUAUGUUGCCAGCGAUGUGCGUCGGUGAUGCAGCAUGGUGGUCGUUUGAACGACCAAUUAGUUGACUUACGGCUAUACCAAAGACCUAGAACACAUUCUAAGUCUUUUGCUAUAUUCACAAACCAGUUCUUAGACUUAAAUUUAAAAGAACAUGUCACGUAUAUUCAUAAUUGUAUUGUUAUCAGUCUUUUGACGAUUGCAUUCUCUGUUCAUAAGUGUUAGAAUGGGUUGGUGAAAAAACUGACACCAAAAGUUGCAAUUUAAGAAGAUGCUGAGUUCAAUAAACGCAGAUGUCCCCUGGGUAAGAAUUGUAAGUACCGUAUAAAUUCAUUGACCCAUAUACAAAAGUUCCAAAUUUAGGUUAAAGUCGAUGUUAAAAGUGCUCAGGGUAAUUUUGGAGUGUUGAUGGCAAACAUCCAUGCAGGUGUCAACGCUCUGUAUGAAGCACUAUUGAUGUUAACGUCGUACGGACGAAUCGCCUUCUUGAAUAAGGAGAUAAUAGCGCCAUGAAAACGGAAACGGGGCUCAAUUUAAAGCGCUUAAAGGGGCCUUUUAAGUUUUGGU
Messenger RNA from Dreissena polymorpha, 1906 nucleotides. Its product is annotated as delta and Notch-like epidermal growth factor-related receptor. Gene Ontology annotation, molecular function: calcium ion binding. Lineage: Eukaryota; Metazoa; Mollusca; Bivalvia; Myida; Dreissenidae. The record is from RefSeq and is a predicted model, not a curated record. The coding region runs from base 22 to 1317 and encodes 431 amino acids. The transcript has 9 exons. Gene Ontology annotation, cellular component: protein-containing complex; plasma membrane. Gene Ontology annotation, biological process: establishment or maintenance of epithelial cell apical/basal polarity; heterophilic cell-cell adhesion.